Rhodotorula graminis WP1 is the source of this 585-nucleotide messenger RNA. RefSeq lists its product as uncharacterized. The transcript has a single exon. Bases 1 to 585 code for a protein of 194 amino acids. NCBI's taxonomy places the organism in Eukaryota, Fungi, Basidiomycota, Microbotryomycetes, Sporidiobolales, Sporidiobolaceae. The record is from RefSeq and is a predicted model, not a curated record.
AUGCCGCCAACCCCUCGCACGCCGCGCACGCCGACGAGGCUCAAUCCGCGCCAGCCCGACCCGGCCAUGCGCGCCACUUUCGAGGGCCUCAAAGCCCAGUUCGACUCGGGCUUGCCCGUGGAGCUCCCCGGGUGCGACCCUGCCCCAGGCGGUGUCCGCAUCUACCGCGGCGCCGACCUCUACACGUCGGAAGGUCGCCAGGAGACGGUCCGCCUCCUUGUUCGAGACAAGAACGACGGCGACGCCGAGUUCUGGGUGGCACAGGCGAGCGGCGAGGCCGAGCCGGGUUCGAGCGAGGCCCCGGCGCAAGUCGGCAAGGGCCAAAACGCGCUCAGCAGCGACGACGACGAUGACGACAAGAUGGCCACCUCGCGCAGCAGCAGCUCUGGGCCCGAGCGCACCACGCCUCGCCGCAAGGCGAGCAAGGCCGCCGCCGGCUCGUCGUCGCCUCGCCCGCCGAGGGCCACCCCUCCGUCGUCGCCCUCGAAGGCCCGCCGCGGCACUCGCCUGGACUCGCCCAUGGUCGACCCCGAGCCGGACCAGGACUCGGAGGACGAGGACAUGCCUCGCGCCCGGCGCACAUGA